AUGGUCAUCAUUGACAAGUCCGGAGUUCAUCGCCUCCAGGUUCGAUGCUGCGAUUGUCCAAAUGCCAUGAGUCCAGACCUUCAAAUGGUUCUCGAUGAUUUUCUAUUGGACAACCUUGAAUGUGGGACCUCGGCGAUGAACUAUUACAGCAAGCUCCGGCGAAUGACCUCGAGGAUGUUUCCACACCUUUGGAGGCAGUUGAAGACGAUGAAAUGGCAUGGCUUCGGCCAUUGUUCCGACAGCCCGAAUGCAGGAGAUCUCGCAUUAUUUUGCCCGGCAUGUCCUCAGCCUGGGAUUAAUGUGUCCUUCUCAGGGGAUGAAUCACCUGAUGAGUGGAAAUACACCCGGUCAUUUGUUAUGGAUGGAAAUUUCAAAGCUGAACACCUGCAUCCCAUGAAGCCAUUUGAUGAAGUUUGGCUGUCAGAUGGGUUGGGAUUCAUGAAGCACUUUCGGGUUCGGGUGGAUCGAAGCCGAUUUCUCGAAAUGGUUCCGGAAUUGACCAUCAUUCCCGGAAUCGGGUUGUGGCACAUCCACGGACAUCAGGACAGCUGCUAUGUCCGAUAUGCGUCAAAUUUUAUUGAAGGCAUCGGUCGGAUUGAUGGAGAGAUCAUGGAGACCCUAUGGUCACGUCUCAACCUGAUUUCCCCUGCUGCUCGGGGAAUGUCAUCCCCGCAUCGAAAGGAAUAUGAUCCGCAUGACAAGGACCCUUUGCCGAAAAUACAAGCAGGCGAAGAAUGGCAUUGCCGAAAGUGA
Molecule: messenger RNA, 753 nt
Organism: Suillus subalutaceus
Lineage: Eukaryota; Fungi; Basidiomycota; Agaricomycetes; Boletales; Suillaceae
Exons: 6
Coding region: 1-753 (250 amino acids)
Source: RefSeq, a predicted model, not a curated record